Vicia faba (fava bean) is the source of this 1782-nucleotide messenger RNA. The record is from the annotation of a GenBank genome assembly. NCBI's taxonomy places the organism in Eukaryota, Viridiplantae, Streptophyta, Magnoliopsida, Fabales, Fabaceae.
AUGCGCAGGUCCAAAAGCUUCUCCUUUUUUCUCUUCUCGUCGCUGCCCGACAUCACUGGCUUCCACCACAACCAUGUCUUCUCUUCAUUUCAACCUCCAUCCACUCCCUCCAUCUUCAUCUCCACUACUCACCACCACCAACAACAUUUCUUCCUUCUCCCCCACUUCCCUCUCCAUCUUCUACAACAACCACCACCACCUUCUUCGCUUCAAUCUCAUCGGGAUUUGAAGCCGCAGAAUUUGCUUCUCGAUCAACAGCAAGGGAUUUUGAAGAUUGUUGAUCUUGGUCUUGGGAGGGAUUUUACCGUCCCGCUUAAGAGUUAUACUCAUGAGAUUGUUACUCUUUGGUAUAGAGCUCCUGAAGUUUUGCUUGGAUCUACUACCUACUCUACUAGAGUUGAUAUCUGGUCUGUUGGAUGUAUCUUUGGUGGAUUCGCGGCAGUGAUGUGUAGCGGAACUCAAAUGGAAAUACCCUACAAAACAUCAGAAGAAUCGUCUGGUUCAUCAUCAUCAUUUUCGAACGAAUUUGUUGCGAUUAAGAUGCCAUUAACACCGAAUCCAACUCCGACUCACAAGAAGGUGAAUUUUCUUGUGACUUCACGUUCUGUUGAUGCUGCUCCAAUUGUGGAUAGUGAUAGUAACAAUCUAGGGAAUUUGACCACAAGAGGAAAAUUGUCGAGUGCUAGAAGUAUUAUGCCGAAAUUGAACUUUCCGUAUAAUAGGACUUCAUCAUCUGAUGUUGAAAAGGCGAUAAGUUUGGCUCCGGAAAGUCCUUGUGAGAAGCCUUCUGUCUCUGGAUCAGGAUCAGUGUCUUUGAGUAAGCUGUUUGCUCCUAAGAUUUAUAGAACUUCUUCGCUACCGGUUGAAGAAAUCGGGUGUGUUAAUAAUGAGUUUGCUUUUGGUGGAUGUCUUGGUGCUUCUCCAUAUAGAAGCCAGGGAUCGAUAGCUCGCACUCGUUCAGAGCCGGUAGAUAGCAAAGAAAAAAUCAUAAGGAAAAUGGAUAAGUUUUUUCGCAUUAUUCCUUCCACCCCAGGUGCAAAGGAAGUUAAAGAAUGGUUAAAAGCUUCUGCAGAAAAGGAUACAGAAAAUGGCGGUGAUGACGGUGAAGAUAUAGCUGAAGAGGAAGCUGUGUGUAGGAUUUGUCUGAUUGAGCUAUGUGAAGGAGGUGAGACGCUGAAGAUGGAAUGCAGUUGCAAAGGUGAACUUGCAUUGGCUCACCAAGAAUGCGCUAUCAAGUGGUUCAGUAUCAGGGGUAACAAGACAUGUGAUGUGUGCAAGCAAGAAGUUCAGAAUCUCCCUGUCACUCUCUUACGCAUCCAAAAUGUUCAAACUCAGAAUACCGGAGCAAGGUCUCAGCAGGAAGACGACUUCAGGGUUUGGCAGGAGUUACCUGUGCUUGUCAUUGUCAGCAUGCUUGCUUAUUUCUGUUUCCUUGAGCAGCUUUUGGUAAGAACAAAUGUCCUCUCAUUUCUCUCAAAGUUACAACUCGCUAUUGUGAGCUUUGGAAAUGUUUCAGCCGCACAAAAGAAGGAAGCUGAGGAAUUUGGCGCGUCCUGCUUCUCCUGGGAAGAGUUUCUCCAGUUGGAUACUGUUACUCCGGUUAAUUUGAUUGGUUAUGGGUUGGCAUUUUUGGGGGUUGCGUAUUAUAAUCAUUCCAAGUUGCAGGCGCUUAAGGCUUCGGAGACGCAGAAGAAGGCUCUUCAGAAUGAUGAAGAGGCUGGAAGGUUGUUGGAACAGAGAGACGGAGAAGGGACUGGAAGGAAGAUCGAUAGCCAGAACUGA